AUGGACGCAUGUGCUGAUGUGCUCUUAGAUCAGGCUACCAGCACACAUGAGAUGGUCCUUAAGGACGCCUCCACCGAUGAGCUGCUCAGAUUGUUGAGUGAGUUCUUGUGCCGCCGUUGCUGCCUGCUCAAGGACCUCUCUCCUGAGGACCCUCUGAUGUGGCUUCGCAUGGUGGACAUCUUUCUGCUGUUCAACAACUUUCAGCGUCACUGCUUCAUUGUCCCAGGCAGCGUAGUCUUCCUGUACAUGCUGUGCCGUCACACUGUCUCGGCUGAGGUGUCCAGCAUGAAGGAACUGCAGGCUGUGGUGCUCACCUGCUUCUACGUGGCAUACGCCUACAUCGGCCAUGAGCUGGGCUACCCAGCCAUGCCCUUUAUAAUGAAGAAAACCAGCACCGUCUUCUGGAAGCGGACUUUGGACAUCACCAAGCGCAUGAGUGGCGAGAUGUUGCAGAUCAAUGAAGACCCACAGUUUUUUGUCGACAUAUUUACUGCCCUGCAGAAUGGAACAGAUCAUUGA
This is a messenger RNA of Pygocentrus nattereri (red-bellied piranha), 519 nucleotides long. Its product is annotated as cyclin-dependent kinase 5 activator 1-like. Gene Ontology annotation, cellular component: protein kinase 5 complex; cytoplasm. Gene Ontology annotation, biological process: positive regulation of cyclin-dependent protein serine/threonine kinase activity; brain development; activation of protein kinase activity. The coding region runs from base 1 to 519 and encodes 172 amino acids. Gene Ontology annotation, molecular function: protein kinase binding; cyclin-dependent protein serine/threonine kinase activator activity. NCBI's taxonomy places the organism in Eukaryota, Metazoa, Chordata, Actinopteri, Characiformes, Serrasalmidae. The record is from RefSeq and is a predicted model, not a curated record. The transcript has a single exon.